Molecule: messenger RNA, 3855 nt
Organism: Monopterus albus (swamp eel)
Lineage: Eukaryota; Metazoa; Chordata; Actinopteri; Synbranchiformes; Synbranchidae
Gene: pik3cd
Product: phosphatidylinositol-4,5-bisphosphate 3-kinase, catalytic subunit delta
Exons: 23
Coding region: 345-3458 (1037 amino acids)
Biological process (GO): phosphatidylinositol-3-phosphate biosynthetic process; phosphatidylinositol 3-kinase/protein kinase B signal transduction; cell migration
Cellular component (GO): phosphatidylinositol 3-kinase complex; cytoplasm; plasma membrane
Molecular function (GO): 1-phosphatidylinositol-4-phosphate 3-kinase activity; 1-phosphatidylinositol-3-kinase activity
Source: RefSeq, a predicted model, not a curated record
UUGGUGGACGGUCCCUUGGCCCUCGGGAGCGGGAGAGGCAGAGCGCAGCUGGUCCGUCCGGGUCAGUGAACGCAACAGCAUCACUGCAUGAAUGACAGCGCACUUGACCGACGCAGGGAGACACUUCGUCACCUUACACGAAUCGAGAGAGCGCUUCGUCCGUCUGAGCUGGAUUUAUUACACCUCAGCUCACUUCACGGAUCGAUUCGCAACCCGCAGCCACCGGAGCAGGACGUGUCACCGUAGUGAUACAGCCUCCAUCUUCGCUGUGACCAAACCAUGAAGAGAUGACCGGCUGUAGAGCUGACAGUAGUGGAGCUGACGGUAAAUGAGAGGCCAUCACCAUGCCCCCGGGGAAGUAUGGGAUGCAGGAGGAAUGGGAGAAGAAGGGGGACCAGGAGAUCAUGAUGGACUUCCUGCUGCCUACUGGAAUCUUCCUCAAAUUCCCUGUUUCUCGAAACGACACCAUCAAAAACAUCAAAAAACUGGUUUGGAAAAAUGCCAGAAGCGAGGCUCUGUUCAGUGCACUGGGUGAUCCUGACGCUUAUGUCUUCACCUGCAUCAACCAGACAGCAGAAAGGGAGGACCUGGAGGAAGAAUCGAGGCGUAUUAGCGAUGUGCAGCCCUUCAUGUGUGUGCUGAGGCUUGUGGCGAGGGAGGGCGACCGAGUGGAGAAACUCACCAACACUCAGAUCAGCCUGCUAAUUGGCAAAGGUUUGCAUGAAUUUGAGGCCCAGAAGAACCAUGAGGUGAAUGAGUUUCGAAGUAAGAUGCGUACUUUUUGUGAAGAGAAGGCUCAAGAGCGGCAGAAGUGGCCAUGGUACCUUUGGCUGAAGUACAGCUUCCCAUGUGACCUGGAGCCAUGCUGCUCUCUGCCAAGCACCAACUCAAAAAACACCAAGAAGAUUUUUGUCAACAUCAAGUUUGAGGCUUGUGAUGAAAGCUUCAUGCUGCAGCAGGAUCCUCAAGACCUUCCAGUGGUCUUGAUGAAGAGCGCCUUGAAGAAAAAGGCCACCGUCUUUCGCUCAGUGAGACAAGAACCCAAGGACUACACCUUACAGGUCAAUGGGAUGUGGGACUUCAUUUAUGGGAAUCACCCCCUGUGCCAGUUCAAAUACAUUUUCUCGUGUUUAAGAAAUGGCCAAAACCCUCACCUAAUCAUGGUGCACCACUCCACCAUCAGCAAGUAUCAGGAGGAGCAGGGCAUAUGCAACCAGGUAUACAAGAGCCGCUCCCUGUCCAGACCCCCUCCACUGCCUCUGAAGAAGCAGAAUACGUCCUCUUUGUGGUCCAUCAAUGAGCCUUUCUACAUUCAGCUACUGCAGGGCAUUCGAGUCAAUGCAGACGAAGGGAUGAAGCUCGUGGUGCAGGCUGGUCUGUUCCAUGGCAGUGAACUGCUCUGUAAGGUGGUGACGAGCUCGGAGGUCACAGUGUGCUCUGAGCCGCUGUGGGAUCAGAAGCUGGAGUUUGACAUAAACGUGGCUGACCUGCCCCGCAUGAGCCGCCUCUGCUUUGCACUCUACGCUGUCAUCGAGAAAGCCAAGAAACCCCGCGGCACCAAAAAGAAAAAUAAGAAAGCGGAUUGUCCAAUUGCCUGGGUGAACACGAUGGUGUUCGACUACAAAGACCAGCUGAAGACUGGAGAGUUCCUCUUGUCCACUUGGCCAUCUGUUCCUGAUGAAAAAAGUGACCUGUUGAACCCAAUGGGAACAGUUGAGAAGAACCCAAAUGUGGACAGUGCUGCAGGGCUUCUCAUUCGCUUCCCCAACAUCCGGCCAUAUCCUCUCUAUUACCCUCCGCUUGACAAGGUAAGUGAAAUAGAGAGGAAUGGUGAUAUAUCAAUUGCCACUAAAGAAGAGUACAUAAAACUAAAAGAAAUCAUGGACAACAAAAACUACACUGAGUUUUUUGAGGAUGAGAAGGAGCUUUUGUGGAAGCUACGUGCCGAAGUCUGCAACCAUUAUCCUGAAAGUUUGUCCAAGCUGCUCCUCAUCACUAAGUGGAAUAAGCGCGAGGACGUAGUUCAGAUGAUGAGCCUACUGAGGAGCUGGCCAGACCUCCCUGCCAUCCAUGCCUUGGAGCUCCUAGACUACAGUUUUCCUGACCCAGCUGUUCGUUCUUUCACUGUGAAAUGCCUGAGGAAACUCAGUGAUGAUGAACUACUGCAAUGCUUAAUCCAGCUGGUUCAGGUCCUGAAGUAUGAGUCCUACCUCGAGUGUGACCUCACCACUUUCCUGCUAGAGAGGGCUUUGUCUAACAAAAGGAUAGGACACUUUCUGUUUUGGCAUCUGAGGUCAGAGAUUCAUGUAGCCUCUGUGAGUUUGCGUUUCGGCCUGAUUCUGGAAGCUUACUGCAGAGGAAACAUCCACCACAUCAGAGGCUUAACCAAACAGAAUGAGGCUCUUGGCAAAAUGAAGGCCCUGAGUGACUUUGUCAAGUCAGGCUCCCAGAAGAUGACAGCGGAGGACCUGAAACUGUGUAUCAGACAGGAGUCCUACCUGGAGGCCCUGUCAGACCUGCUGUCACCCCUCAACCCUAGCAUCAUCCUAGCUGAGAUCUGCGCAGAUAAAUGCAGAUUUAUGGACUCCAAGAUGAAGCCGCUCUGGCUCAUGUAUAAGAGCCCCUGGGCUCAACGAGACAUGGUGGGCAUCAUCUUCAAGAAUGGAGAUGAUCUUCGACAAGACAUGUUGACCCUCCAGAUGAUCCAGCUCAUGGAGAAUUUAUGGAAGAAAGAAGGCCUUGACCUCAGGAUGAUCCCAUAUGGCUGCUUGUCCACUGGGAACAAGACAGGGCUCAUCGAGGUAGUAAAGAACUCCGAUACCAUUGCCAAUAUCCAGCGCAACAGCAGUAACAGUGCUGCCACUGCUGCCUUCAACAAGGACGCCCUGCUCAACUGGCUUAAAUCUAAGAAUCCUGAGGACAAACUCGACCAAGCAAUAGAAGAGUUCACGCUGUCCUGUGCUGGCUACUGUGUAGCUACUUACGUCUUGGGCAUCGGAGAUCGUCACAAUGAUAAUAUCAUGAUCAGGGAAACUGGACAGCUGUUCCACAUUGACUUUGGGCACUUCCUGGGCAAUUUCAAGCGGAAACUAGGGAUCAACAGGGAGCGUGUGCCUUUCAUCUUGACUUAUGACUUUGUCCAUGUGAUCCAGCAAGGAAGAACAAACAACAGUGAGAAGUUUGAGAGGUUCAGGGAGUACUGCGAGCGGGCUUAUAAGAUCCUGUGUCGGAGUGGGAUGCUGUUUGUCAACCUCUUUGCUAUGAUGAAGGCAGCGGGGCUGCCAGAGCUCACCUCCUUCAAAGACAUCCAGUAUCUAAAGGACUCUUUAGCUUUGGGCAAAUCAGAGGAUGAGGCACUGAAGAAUUUCAAGGUAAAGUUCAACGAAGCCCUGCGAGAGAGCUGGAAGACCAAGGUCAACUGGAUGAUGCACUCCUUGGCCAAAGAUAAUAGACCGUGAAGAACACUGACCCAAUGAAACCUGAGGACCAGCGGGGGAAAAUAGUAUGGAUUUUAACUUAUGGAGCUAAAAGGGAAGAAAACACAAUCAAAAACUUUACUUUAUUGAUGGCAUUUAAAGACAUUCAGCAAGUGUUUACAUCUGACUGGCCUUCCUGUGGUAAUUAAUGACUAGGUGGAGGCAUCCAAAGACAAUGAGAUAAUUAUGGAGCAUCAUUUCAAGACACAGAUAUUUUCACAGUAAAGGAGAGCCACCACACUCUUCUUGUUGGAAUGCCUUUGACUUGGGGCCAUAUCAAGCCAGAUAAUAAAUGUGCUUUUGAUUUGUUGAAAUUGUUACUUGAACAUCACUUGCUCAUGCAAAGGUGUCAUAAGUCACUGAAACAGAAGCAGAGAAA